GGGGGGGGGGGGGUCCCCAGCGGGAAGGGGGUCGGCGGGCCCGGGCCGGACCCCGAAACGGGAGAUGCAGGACAGACUCCACAUCCUCGAGGACCUGAACAUGCUCUACAUCCGACAGUUUGCCCUCAGCCUCGAGGACACGGAACUGCAGCGGAAGCUGGAGCACGAGAUCCGCAUGCGGGAGGGGGCCUGCAAACUUCUGGCCGCCUGUUCCCAGCGGGAGCAGAGGCUGGAGGUCACCAAGAACCUUCUGGUCUGCAACGGUCGCAUCCUCAGCUACAUGGGCGAGCUGCAGCGGCGCAAGGAAGCCCAGGCGCUGGGGAGGACGGCCCGACGCCCCUCGGACGCGGGAGCCGUGGAGGAACGCGUCCCCUGCCGGGGCCGAGUCUGCGUGUCCGAUCUCCGGAUCCCCCUCAUGUGGAAGGACACGGAGUAUUUCCGGAACAAGGGAGACCCCCGCCGCUGGGCCGUCUUCCUGCUGUUGCGACUGGGCGAGCAGAUCCAGGACACGGAGAUGGUGCUGGUGGACCGCACCCUCACCGACAUCUCCUUCCAGACCAGCGUGCUCUUCGCGGAGGCGGGCCCCGACUUCGAGCUGCGGCUGGAGCUCUACGGGGCGUCGGCGGAAGAGGAGGGGGCCCUGUCGGCGGCCCCCCGGCGCCUGGCCACCAGGCUGACCAGCUCCCUGGGCCGCUCCUCGGGGAGGCGCGUCCGGGCGGCCGUGGACGCCGCCGGCGGGGCCGGGGGGGCCGGCCCCGCCCUGCUGCCCGCCCCUGCCGCCGGAGGUCCUCGUUACCACCUACUAGCCCAGACCGUCCUUACUCUGGCCGAGGUACAGGACGGGUUUCGCACCCACGACCUGACCCUGACCAGCACCGAGGAGAGCCCGGCGUGGCUGCCCUUGUACGGGAGCGUCUGCUGUCGCCUUGCGGCCCAGCCCCUCUGCAUGACUCGGCCCACCAUGAGCGGCCACGUCACGGUGCAGCGACAGGGCGGCCAGCGGCGGAGCCGGGGCCGGAUGUACGCCGUCCUGCAGGGGACGAGACUCUCCUGUUACCGGCGUCCCGAGGAGGCCGAGGGCGGGGAGGAGCCGGCGCUCACCAUUCCCAUCAAUAAGGAGACCCGGAUCCGGGCCGGGGAGCGGGCCGGGGGCCCGGGCGGCCCGGCCCGGCUGAGCAUCAGCAACCGCUGCGGGGGAGGCGACGUCACCUACGUCCUCUGGGCCGGGGAGGAGGAGGAGGAGGAGGAGGAGGAAGGCCGGGCCGCCCUGCGGCCUUGGAUGGAGGCCUUCUGGCAGCUCUUCCACGACAUGGGCCAGUGGAAGCAGUGCUGCGACCAGCUGAUGAGCAUCGAGGCGCCCGCCCCCCGCAAGCCGCCCGUCCCGCUGCCCAAGCAGGGCUCCCUGUACCACGAGAUGGCCAUCGAGCCCCUGGACGACAUCGCGGCGGUGACGGACAUCCUGGCCCAGCGCGAGGGGCCGCGGCGGGCGGACCUCCCCGCGGCCUGGCUGGCGCUGUUGGACCCGGGGGGCCGCCCUCCCCGCGGCUCGUCCCCGGCGCCCCCCGGCUCGGGCCCGCCGGCCUGGGGCCGGCCCCGCACGCUCUCGCUGGACGACGCCACCCGGGGACGCCCCCCGGCCCCCCGCCCGCGGCGUCCCCCGCCUCCUCGCGGGCCGCCCGGCCUCCGCGGGGAACUGGGGCCCGGCCCCUGGCUGCAGUCCCCGGUGUGAGGGGGUUGGGGCGGGGUGGGGGUCCCCGCGAUGCUGUCCGGCGGGGGGUGGGGGCGUCACGGGCGGGACCGGCCACCCUCCCGACCCCGGUGGGGCCCGCUGGGCUCCCCGCCUUAACCGGAUGUGGCGGGGCCGGGGGCCAGGAUGGCGGGCUGCCCGCUUCCCGGCUGGGGUGGGCGAUGAAGCGCUGCUUUGAGGCAAAAGGCCGUCGCCACGGCGACCGGGGGCGGGCGGGGGCGCAGGACCCCUUUCCCUGGGAGCGAAACUGGAACGGCCGCUGGCCUUCCCGGCCCUCUCUCCCCCGCACUAACCCGCUCCGCUUGGCCCGGGCGGGAGGGGCCCGGAGGGGCCGCCCCGACGGGGUCGCCCCGUGGGCUGGGGCCGGGCCGCGUCCCCCUCCCCCCCCGCCGGGGGGGCGGGGGCGUCCGCUCAUUAAACGACCAUUAACCCUA
Molecule: messenger RNA, 2181 nt
Organism: Ornithorhynchus anatinus (platypus)
Lineage: Eukaryota; Metazoa; Chordata; Mammalia; Monotremata; Ornithorhynchidae
Gene: RTKN
Product: rhotekin
Exons: 12
Coding region: 65-1729 (554 amino acids)
Biological process (GO): mitotic cytokinesis; septin ring organization; signal transduction
Cellular component (GO): actomyosin contractile ring
Source: RefSeq, a predicted model, not a curated record